Molecule: messenger RNA, 669 nt
Organism: Cornus florida
Lineage: Eukaryota; Viridiplantae; Streptophyta; Magnoliopsida; Cornales; Cornaceae
Exons: 4
Coding region: 1-669 (222 amino acids)
Molecular function (GO): chromatin binding
Source: RefSeq, a predicted model, not a curated record
AUGAUUCGUUCCAGUGACGACGAGUGGACCGACGUUGAGGCUUACGACCUGGAGUUCCGAUCAGCAGGGGACGAAGACGCUUGGUUCAGCGUCCGAGGGCUUCUCGAAGGCGAGACAUUCCUCAUCAAGUUUUUGGGCUUCCUCGAAUCGUCCGACCUGAGAUUCAACGCCGGCGAUUUCCAGACCCUCCAAGCCGUCGACGAAUUCGUUCGCCGCUUUCGACCUGUUUCGGCUCAGGUACAGGACAGCGAGUGCUCCAAAAUCGUCCAAGGCUUGACGGUCUGUUCCUCAUACGAAUUCAAAUGUGACGACGUCCGUUUCUACGACGCCGUCGUCGAUGCUGUACACCAUGAGCAGCAUUCAUUUAAGAAAGAAGAAGAGUGUAUGUGCACCUUCGUGCUAUGCUGGAAACAUGGUCCAAAUGUGGGUAAUCUGACAUUUGCAAAUAUUGCUAGUAUAUGCCUAAUCCAAUCUGUCGAGCAACUCAAUUCCAGAGUGGCAUCAUUUGCAAAGAUAGCGAAGGAGAAAAUUGAAAUUGCUUCUCUUAAAUCUGGUGCAAUUUCUGAGUCAAGUUUGCUUCAUCAUGGGCUGCAGGAAACAGAGCCUUCCAGACAAUUUGGUAGUGCAGGAAGGACAACUGAAGGCAGGGUGGUUAUACAAAUGUCAUGA